Vicia faba (fava bean) is the source of this 1908-nucleotide messenger RNA. NCBI's taxonomy places the organism in Eukaryota, Viridiplantae, Streptophyta, Magnoliopsida, Fabales, Fabaceae. The record is from the annotation of a GenBank genome assembly.
AUGGAAAAAAAGAUGCAAAGUAAAGUGAAGGAGUGGAAGGGUUACAUUGAUUACUGUUGUUGGUUGAUUGGGUAUGUGUGUACAAUUUGGUGGCUUUUUUCUUUUUUGUAUCAGUUUUUGCCAGCUACAUUGAUUGGAUUUGAAGUGGUUGAGUCACCUGGGUUGAGGUUAAAUCGUGAAGGGGUUAAAGGUGUUCAUCCGGUUGUUUUGGUUCCUGGGAUUGUGACUGCUGGUUUGGAGCUUUGGGAAGGCAGGCCUUGUGCUGAUGGACUUUUCAGAAAGCCUUUGUGGGGUGCUACUUUGCCUCAAAUCCUCAAAAGGCCUUUAUGCUGGUUAGAGCAUCUCUCUCUGCAUAAUGAGACUGGUCUAGACCCUCCAGGAAUUCGAGUCAGGGCAGUACCGGGGCUUGUUGCUGCCGACGAUUUUGCUUCUGGCUAUCAUGUUUGGGCAGUGUUAAUUGAAAAUUUGGCAAGAAUUGGUUAUGAAGGGAAGAACUUGCACAUGGUUACAUAUGACUGGAGACUGUCUUUCCAAAACACUGAGAUUCGAGACCAAGCUCUUAGUAGAUUGAAAAGUAAAAUUGAGCUUAUGUUUGUAACAAAUGGCUAUAAGAAAGUGGUAGUUGUGCCUCAAUCUAUGGGGGCUAUUUAUUUUCUCCAUUUCCUAAAAUGGGUUGAGACACCACCUCCCAUGGGUGGUGGUGGUGGUCCAGGUUGGUGCGAAAAGCAUAUCAAAGCAAUCAUGAAUAUUAACCCGGCAUUUCUCGGUGUUCCGAAGGCAGUAAGCAAUAUAUUUUCAGCUGAAGGCAGUGAUGCUGCAUUUGUCAGAGCCGUGACUUCCGGCAUUUUAAAUUUCGAUUACCUUGGUCUUCAAACGGUUGAACAUGUCUUGCGGGCAUGUAGAACUUGGGAUUCAAUCAUCUCAUUGAUGCCAAAAGGCGGUAAAACCAUUUGGGGUGACUUGGAUUGGUGUCCUAAAGAAUGUAAUAAAUCUGAAAAGAGGGAACAUAUGAAGAAGCACUCUGUAUAUAACGGUACUUAUAAAUGCGGUGAUAUGCCAAAAGGUCUUCACGUAAAAGAACAUAUGAAGUAUGGAGGAAUAAACUCUUUUGGCAAGGCCGUUUCACAGUUUCUUGCUUCACUUCUCACUACUCUUGAUUCACAAUUAGAGGAGAUUUCGUCUGAACAUAGUACUUUUAACUUAUCGUGUGAGGAUGAUCAGACUGAAUGUAACGAGAUACACCGAGAAAGCAUCCCAAAAGUUGCUAAAAGAAAGGCUAGUAAAGGAAGAACUGAUCUUGAUUUAUACAACUUUAUGGCUCCAAAAAUGAUGAAGCGCGCCGAGGUUCAUUUCUCUCACGGGAUAGCAGAGAACUUAGAUGAUAAAAAAUACACACAUUACAAAUACUGGUCUAAUCCACUUGAAACCAAGCUACCUGAUGCUCCGAAUAUGGAAAUAUACUGUCUAUACGGUGUUGAAAUUCCAACAGAAAGAUCAUACGUGCACAAGCCGUCCCCUCCCGACAAGCACAAUCCUUUCCCGAAUAAUAGUUCAGCUGACGAAGGUAAUGGAAGUAAAUUACAAAAUGAUGUUUUAGCGAGUGAUGACGAGCGUGUGAACGCUCUUAGUUCAGGGUUCAUGUGUGCCAAAGUAUGGCGCAGAAAAACACGAUUCAAUCCUUCUGGCAUGGCUACAUAUGUACGAGAGUAUCGGCAAAAACAAAGAAGUAGUGUUCUUGAGGGGAGAGGUCUAGAGAGCAGAUCACGCGUCAACAACAUUAUAGGAAAUGUUGCGUUGAUUGAAGAUGUUUUGCGAGUUGCUGCUGGAGCCACCGGUGCAAAUAUUGGAGGUGAUAGGAUAUUUUCAGAUAUCACGAGGAUAUCAGAGAAGAUAAAUCUCAGAUUAUGA